Molecule: messenger RNA, 1050 nt
Organism: Alternaria conjuncta
Lineage: Eukaryota; Fungi; Ascomycota; Dothideomycetes; Pleosporales; Pleosporaceae
Exons: 4
Coding region: 1-1050 (349 amino acids)
Source: RefSeq, a predicted model, not a curated record
AUGCAACCAAAGUACCCCAGCGUGUACUCCUCCAGAAUUGAGGUGAACAAGAAGCGCGCAAUCAAAGAGCAUGCGGAGAACUUGAAAGUCGAGGCCGCGCAACAGGACCAACGGCGGAACCAGAUCACAUAUCUCAACACAGCAACAUCUCCGCUUCUACACCUUCCAGGGGAGAUCCGCAACAUGAUAUUUGCGCUGGCUCUUACCCAUCAUGACGUCUACAUAAUCGAUGGAGUUCUCACCAACGUUAAACAGCCAACCAACCUGGUCCGAGUCUGCCGUCAAAUCCACGCCGAGACCGCGCUCCUCCCAUACGCUCUCAACACAUUCAUCGUCACCAAACCCUCCUUAGGAUUUAUGCGCGAUGCUUUUACCAUCACCAGCUCUGGAGGACUGUUUUCAUUUCUCGAGGCUCGAACACCGGCUCAGAUUGGUGUCAUGACCAGUCUACCUGAUACCAAACCCAAGCUCAGCAUGUCGCUCCCCGAAGAGCAGCAGGAGGACAUCAGCUCCAGCAUGAACCCCGUCAAAGCGCAAGCAGAGAAGCUCGAGACCGAAGUGAAGUUGGAGUUCGAAGAGGAGCUCAAUCAUGAAGGCGAGCUCAAGAGUGAAGAGAAGUUGGCGAUUGAAGAAGAGCUCAGGAUCAAGGCCGCGGAACGAGAGCGACGACUGAACGAGAUUUCUCCGAAUAGCACCUACCUAAACGCAACAACCUCGCCUCUCCUCCUCCUCCCAGCCGAGAUCAGGAAUAUGAUCUAUGAGCUUGCUCUUUUUGAUUACGAAGGUAUCUGGAUUUUUAGCGGGUCUGCGCAGACCGACUAUAAACAUCCGAUCAACCUCCUCUGUGUGUGUCGCCAAACCCAAGCCGAGACAGCACUCCUCCCGUACGCACUCAAUUUGUUCUGGGUGUUCGACCCAGUCCCUCUCCAAUUUCUCAGGCGUCGAACACCGGCUCAGAUUGGGGCAAUGACGAAGGUGAGGGAAUUUUAUGUCGCUGGUGGUCAGAAGUCCGCAACUGAGUGGAUGAAGACUCCACUUAAAGCAUCGUAG